UGUAAAAUUUAUUAUAAUUUAUAACUGAUAAAAAACUUGGACUAAUCUUUAUUAUACUACAUAUUUUAAUUGGCUUAAAAUAUUACCGUCUACAGUAUUUGUAAUCAUGUUUUUAAAUAAAUUUCAUUAUUUACAAUAUUUCAGACAGUACACAUGGACCCAUGCUUAGAUGAUUGUGUUAUGUUUGCCAAACGGUUAAAAGAACUUGGAAAAAAAGUGAAUAUGGAUAUCUUAAAAGGAUUACCUCAUGGUUUCUUAAAUUUGGCUAUUACAUGUAAAGAAGCGCAUGAAGGAUCGGUAUUGUGUGCUCAACGGAUUGCAGAUUUAUUUAAAGAAAUUGAAAUAUGUGAAAGUUAAUAUUCGUUUUGAAUCUCAUUUCAUAACAAAUAAUUUGAUAAAUUGUAUAUAUUGUAUUCUACAUUCUGUACUUAAUAUUACUAUCUUGAUUUAAAAUAAUUAAAAUCAUGAAGUUAAAAUUCAAAAUUCUAGUAUUUGGUAUGAUUUUAAGUAUUAAGAG
Diuraphis noxia (Russian wheat aphid) is the source of this 517-nucleotide messenger RNA. RefSeq names its product hormone-sensitive lipase (gene Hsl). Gene Ontology annotation, cellular component: cytosol. Gene Ontology annotation, biological process: cholesterol metabolic process; triglyceride catabolic process. Gene Ontology annotation, molecular function: triacylglycerol lipase activity; sterol ester esterase activity. The record is from RefSeq and is a predicted model, not a curated record. Lineage: Eukaryota; Metazoa; Arthropoda; Insecta; Hemiptera; Aphididae.